Molecule: messenger RNA, 2877 nt
Organism: Nannizzia gypsea CBS 118893
Lineage: Eukaryota; Fungi; Ascomycota; Eurotiomycetes; Onygenales; Arthrodermataceae
Exons: 1
Coding region: 1-2877 (958 amino acids)
Source: RefSeq, a predicted model, not a curated record
AUGGCUCCUGUUCAGCAAAAGGACGCCAAACUGAGCGCCGGACAGAAAUCACAACUGUCCACUGGCAAACGCCCUGACAUCAUCGGGGAUGCGAAUGUUGCCGUUCCGACUCUGACUCCGGAACACAAAGCCCAGGGUCAAUCCGAUUUGUACAAAUCGAAGUGGGCGUCCCCAGUAGACGAGUACCAGUCCACCUGGGAAAGCAUGCUGGCGGCCAAAGGGGGGCUGUCUGCCAGUCAAAUCACACAGGCAGCAGUACCUGCAGCCACGUCGGGGUCCAAAAGACAAACACCAACCCCGACAGACAAGGCCACUGCAGGGAAGCAGGAGUCGAAAGGCAAGCAACGGGCUACCGCCCAGCAGCCUACGACUUCCCCCCAGAAAACCGACCGGGCGGACGACGGCCACAGCAAACCUUCUCAGAAGGGUUCGUUGGGCAAGACUCUCAGCGCCAAUCCACCGAAACCCGCCAGCAACGCCAACAGCAACAUGGCAGUAGGUGAAGGCCCUUCGGACAGCCGUCGUCCGCCGCCUGUUAUGAGCCAACGGGCCAAACAAACCGCCACUCCUCCGGCUGUCGAUACUGACAACGAGGCCAGCACCGAGGCCACCAAGAAGAGACGCCGUCGAGGACGUGGCCGAGGGGGCAAGAAAGACAACAACACCGAGGCUUCCGUAUCAGCCAGUGCCCCCUCGACAACCAGCCAAAGUACCUUCCAGCCAAGUCCAGCAAAGGGAAACGGCGCCAAAGAGUCUGCUGCUGGUGGUGCCGACAAGAAACAAACCAGCAAGCCAUCGACAACCACAGCCAGUGCACCACCAAAGACGCCAGCAGCACCAUCAUCAGCAACAUCUGCUGGCGCAGCUAGAAAAGCAGCAGACUCAAAACUUGCACAGCCAGCGUUGACUCUACCCCCUGCUCAGCCAAAACAACAACUGCAGCAGCCACAGCCAAAGCAACAGCAACCGCAACCACAGAAGCUGCAUCAGCAGGGGGGAGUCAGAGGGAACGGACAACAAGCACCUCAACACCCAGGUGCUGCGAAGGGCAGCUUGGCCACACCAGCACAACCACAACUAUCCGCAGCCACCGCCGCUGCGAGUAAGCCCAAGCCAGCCGCCGCCGCCAAUGUUCCCAGAGUCAACGAGACCACUGGCAAUGACCGUAAGGUCGCCGGGACGCCAGCUACCACUCAGCGUCCCGCCGUGCAAGCUCCUCGCUUCGGUCCUCCAGCAUCCGCUGCAGGCGCCGCGGCCAGCAGGGUCGCGGAAAGAAGCAUGGCUGUGCAGAGACCCGCAACCGGGCCAGUCGGUUUUGCGGUGACUGCACAGAACUCACCCGUUCAGCUCGGCUGGUCACCGAACAUGAUGGGUGACUCCCGUGCCCGGAGGUCCGGGGUCAUGCCCCGUCUCGCACCUGGUUGGGAAGGGUAUCAGGACAGAAUCAACGUGUCUGGGGCGAUCCAAGACAUUUACCUGUAUGCUGGAGACAGGUUGGACGUUGAGAAGUUCAAUGCCUACGUUGCAAGCCCCUGCCAUUCGGUAGAAGCAAAGGCCAACUGUCUUAAGGACAUUGUCGUUACCAUGGACCGAGUGGUGUCGGAGAAGCACGCCUCGGCCAUGUCCAUCAAAGCGGAACGUGACGCCUUCCGCGACGACUACGACCGGGCUAAAGCGCAAGCCGACGAGUACGCUGAGAGGCUCGCGGCUGAGCAGCUGCAACGCGAGCAGCUGGAACAGCAGAUCCUCGACCUGAGCCAUUCCGUGGCCGGUCUCCGCAAGGAGGUCGUUACAAAGGAGAGUCAUCUUGACUCUGCCGAGGUGGAGAUUCUCCGCCUCAAAGACGAUCUGGCUGCGAAGCAUAACAUGCUCGAGAAAGCCGUCUCGAAACACGCAGCUCAGGCUGCUGAGACGGCAUCCCACCAGGAACAGGCGGCUUCUCUCCACGGCGAGGUGGAGAAGCUGUCUGGCGAGCUCAGUGGCCUCCGGGCCAAAUACACCCUUGCCGACUCGGAACGCAAGGCGUUGGCGGAGGAGAUUGCCAAAAGCCCGUUGCAGAGCGAGAACGAGCAACUCCGGUCCCAACUUUCCGAAGUUCGGGAGCGGCUCGACUCUGCGAACCAGGUACGCGAUGACCUGGAGGCUGAGCGUGCAGCUCACAUCUGCUGCCAGCCUGUGGAGAGUGGCACUCCAACCUCUGUCACGUUGAGCAUGGAGUUGGAAGGGUGGGGGGUUGGACAGGACUCCCGCUCUCUGACGGACGAAGAGGAUGGCGGACACCCAAGAUACCGUCAGUCGUCCCUGCCAGCAUCAAGUGCUUCUCUGUACGGUGGUGGCAACGCCGUCUCUACGUCUACCCAGACCGACGAGGUGGAAGUCAUUGAGACUUUCACACAGACUGAGGAGGAGCCGGUCGUCUCACUCUUCGAGGCGUCUACCCAGACUGUCUCCACGGAGGUUGUUUCAGCCUCCACCCAGACAGCCCCUGUGGAAGGCGUCAAGAUGAGCGAGUCUUCCGCCCAAACGGCCUUGACCGGCGAUGUUCUAUCCCCGGCCGAGGUGGAAGCGAGAGUUGCAGGCGUCCGUCAGGAGGCGCGACAAACAACGGAUGCUCUGGUGCAGACAGACAUGGUGGCCGAAGUCCCUCGACGCAGAGACGUGUGGCUGUGGAUCUUCCUCGCCCUGCUCUUGUUUACCUGGGCGGCACUCAUACUGUGGAGCAGACUCAGCGGUAUACACGCUUGGGAGGUUGCCAACGACAUGUCUCGUGCCUCUGUCGCUGGUAUUCGUUCCCAGCGUGCAUUCCCCUGGUCUCUCAUGUCUGAGAAGAGUUACUUCUCGGUCGUUCGGCACUCAAAUAGAGUCUUCCCAGGCUAA